Messenger RNA from Funneliformis mosseae, 130 nucleotides. The record is from the annotation of a GenBank genome assembly. NCBI's taxonomy places the organism in Eukaryota, Fungi, Glomeromycota, Glomeromycetes, Glomerales, Glomeraceae.
AUGACCUCCAGAAUAAUAACCCGUGGUGUUCCUUGUGUCAAGAAACAAGAUACAACCAUUACAAGUGGUGUUCCGUGUGCCAAGGAACAAGACGAUAAUGCUCCCCAACGUACAGGAUUGAUAUCUAACU